Molecule: messenger RNA, 1882 nt
Organism: Cicer arietinum (chickpea)
Lineage: Eukaryota; Viridiplantae; Streptophyta; Magnoliopsida; Fabales; Fabaceae
Product: serine/threonine-protein kinase SRK2I-like
Biological process (GO): protein phosphorylation
Cellular component (GO): nucleus
Molecular function (GO): ATP binding; protein serine/threonine kinase activity
Source: RefSeq, a predicted model, not a curated record
AGACGACAAGAUUGCUUACUAGGCAAGAAGCAGAAUGUACGUCAUGUCAGAGAGAGAGAACCAAAACGGCGGCGUUUAGCUGUCUACUACUUCGUUCCAUUUCACCAAUUUGCAGUUGCUUCCAUUCCAACCCAAUCCAAAUCAGCACUUAUUAUUUUAUCUAUCUAUUCCAUCACCAACAAACCAUUUCUCAAAUCAAAACGUUGCCGUUUUCCAUUCCCUAACUCAAAUAAUCGCUCACCAAAUACUGCAACCCUCUCUUAUCUUUAUUAUCGGUUCGGUUUUUUGUGAUGGAUCGGACCACGAUGACGGUUGGACCGGGCAUGGACAUGCCGAUCAUGCACGACAGCGACCGUUACGAUCUAGUCCGCGAUAUUGGCUCCGGAAAUUUCGGCGUUGCAAGGUUGAUGCAAGAUAAACAAACCAAAGAGCUCGUUGCUGUUAAGUAUAUCGAACGUGGCGAUAAGAUUGAUGGAAAUGUCAAGAGAGAAAUCAUUAAUCACAGGUCUCUGAGACACCCUAACAUUGUUAGGUUUAAGGAGGUCAUUUUAACACCUACUCAUCUUGCCAUUGUAAUGGAGUAUGCAUCUGGAGGAGAACUUUUCGAGCGAAUCAGCAAUGCUGGCCGUUUUUCUGAGGAUGAGGCUCGUUUCUUCUUUCAGCAACUCAUAUCUGGGGUCAGCUAUUGCCAUGCAAUGCAAGUAUGCCACCGGGACCUGAAGUUGGAAAAUACUUUGUUGGAUGGGAGCCCAACUCCUCGUCUGAAGAUAUGUGAUUUUGGUUACUCCAAGUCUUCUGUGCUUCAUUCACAACCGAAGUCAACUGUGGGGACUCCGGCAUAUAUUGCUCCAGAAAUAUUACUGAGACAAGAGUAUGAUGGAAAGAUUGCAGAUGUUUGGUCUUGUGGAGUAACCUUAUACGUGAUGCUAGUGGGAUCGUAUCCCUUUGAAGAUCCUGAUGAGCCAAAGGAUUUCAGGAAGACAAUACAGAGAGUACUCAGUGUCCAGUAUUCCAUUCCGGAUGUUGUUCAAAUAUCUCCAGAGUGUCGCCACCUUAUCUCAAGGAUCUUUGUUUUUGAUCCUGCAGAGAGAAUCACCAUGCCUGAAAUUUGGGAACAUAAAUGGUUUCUGAAGAAUCUUCCCAUGGACCUCAUGGAUGAGAAGAUAAUGGGUAACCAAUUUGAAGAGCCUGAGCAACCAAUGCAGAGCAUUGAUACAAUAAUGCAGAUAAUUUCAGAAGCUACUAUACCAGCAGCUGGGACCUGUUCUUUAGACCAGUUUAUGGGAGAUAACAUCGAUAUGGAUGAUGAAUUCGAUGAAUUGGAAUAUGAAUCCGAGCUUGAUAUAGACAGCAGUGGGGAGAUAGUGUAUGCCAUAUACUAAUUUAAUCAUAGCGAGUACUUCACAAAGACAACAUGUUAAAAGAGCAUUUAUGGCAUUUUCAGCCACAUGGAAAGAGAAAUAUGUGAUGCCUGCAUUUUCUGUAGAUUAGUAUGGAUAAUAGUAAUACAAAGAAGUACAUGUUAAUUUUUAUGUGUGCGUGCUUGGAGGAUCAUGCGUCCACAUCAUUUAAGAGUAUCACCUUUCUUGAAGUGGGGUUGGAUGUUUUCUUACAUGCUAAAAAAGGGUACUUGCUGGUUAAGGGAAGAUAAAUGACUGUUAUCCUUUACUCACUUUUUGGUGAAUACUUGCUUAAUAUAUUAUUAUAUUUACACCAGCCUUUUUGUUGCUUAAUUGGCCAUUAGGUGAAUAAUAUUUCAUGGCCAUGCUUAUAUUAUAUAUGCACCAACUCCAUGUAAACACUUUUUAUUCGACACUUCCUUAUUUUGUGUAUGUGUGUGUGUUAUACAUGUGCGUAUGUUUCAGGUUUUGCUCCAUUCUAA